UGGUUUUUAAGGAGUUAAAAAAUAGGCUGAGUAUUACAGGAAAUCCCACUCAAACAAGGAAACGCCAUCAAACUUCCAUCAUCACGCAGUCGUUUUGGAAUCUCCCCUCUAUUUUCAUGAACAAAUGCGUCUAGACCAAUAUCUCUCGCCACAUUUCCUUCGAUCUGUGUAACCAAUUUAUCAUCAGGAUGUCAGUGACGGUGACCAAGGCAGAGGGAGUGACCGUUUUAACGCUGACCAGCAAUGAAGGUAGCAACUGUCCUUUGCUGUGUCAGAUACUGGGCAAUCUCUGCUAUAGUCCAGUAUGCACAGUGUCUCAGAAGCUGAAGAUGAAUUUAGGAGGAACUCUGACCGCACUGGGGGCUGCCCAGAUCAUGAUUGGAUUACUUACCAUUGGAGUUGGAUCCAUUUUAUUUGCAUCACAAUACUUUUUUUACACGUUUGCUUCUGAAAUUGCUGCUCCCUUCUGGCUUGGAUCUAUGUUCAUGGUCUUUGGUGUGAUGUGCAUCCUUGGAGAGAAGUUCCCAAGCCCAUGUCUGGUUGUCAUUACUGGACUGAUGAACAUGAUGGGCAUUGCCUUUGCGAUAACUGCCAUCGUGAUUUAUGCAGUUGAUAUUUCAUCUAGUUUUUGGGACUAUGGUUCCGAUUGUAGGGAGGAUAGGUACAAUGGGUACAACAAGAACUAUUAUGAUUCUACAGUGUCACCAACCCCACCUUUGGAAAGAGAAGAAAAUCUUUCAAUUUGCAAACGAAAUGCUGCCGCUGCCCAGAUGUUGAGGAGGGGAAUGGACAUCAUCAUCAUUAUUUGUGGCAUUGUACAACUUGGUGUUGCCGUCACUGCCUCCGUCCUGGCCUUUCGGUCUGCAUGCAAAAAGGGAAUCGCUCAACAGGAUCCUCAGCUUCAUGAGCCUCUGAUCUAUGAAACGUUGUCCAACCCAGCAGUCUAGAAUUGACAUUUCCACCUGGAAGCACCACAAAAACAUGUUCCCCACUUCUCCUGUAAAUACAUUAUUUUCCCACUUUAGUAGUGUUCUGAAUUAGUGCACAUACUAUCUGUACUUAAAAGUAGACUAUGUAAUUUUAGUUGUUUACUUUCCAAAUGAAUGAUGCCCAUUCACGUUUUUGAUCUUUUCAUGAAUAUUUUUCUAAGUAAUACACUUUAUUAGUCUGAAUAAAGCACAGUGAGUUUUGCAGCCAAAACUAAGUGUGUGUGAAAGUGUUAACUCUUAAGUCCUAAUGAAUAGUUAGAAAUUGUUGGUGGUGGUAAUAGGCCUAUACAUGCAUAAGGUCAAAUUUGUGAAUGGGCUGCAAAAAUUCUGAAAAUAAACUACUUAAACAUGA
Molecule: messenger RNA, 1341 nt
Organism: Engraulis encrasicolus (European anchovy)
Lineage: Eukaryota; Metazoa; Chordata; Actinopteri; Clupeiformes; Engraulidae
Exons: 7
Coding region: 189-947 (252 amino acids)
Cellular component (GO): membrane
Source: RefSeq, a predicted model, not a curated record